AAAAAAAAAAGUUGUAGAGUGAAAAAAAAAAAACUUUGGAAAAAGAUUUUCUACCGUCCGCGGGCUCCGCUGUUGAUAUUUCGGUUCGGUCGUUUGUUAUCGCAUGGCAAGCAGAGAGUGAAUUGUCUACUUUCGCUCUUCUAGUGGAGAUAGUGUAGUGGAGUUAUUCAGCAUUGCCAGUGCUAAACUUGUUGAGUUCAUUUAGAUUGAGAUUUCUAUAUAUGUAAGUGAUUGUGGUGUUGUGUGCAGUGUCUUCUGUGCGCGUGGGAAAACAAAACCUUUGUGAUUUCUGGGACUUCUCUUGGAGUUUACUUGAUGUAAUAUUCGCGAAUCAAUAUAGAUCUCUAUUUAUAUAGACUUUGGGCCUCAUUUUUCGGUCUAUAUGUAUCAUUCUAAUAGUUGGCCUUGAGACCCGAACUCUGCUGCCGGCGUCGUAAGGCUUUUUUUUUUUUUGGGUGUCAGAACUAAAGUCCAAUAAACAAAGCCUGAACAGAAGUGAAAAUAGAAAAAGAAAACACACACACACACAGCCCAAGCUGUUUUCAAAUAGAAAUGAGAGAUUUGUGGAGAGACCAUAUUGAAACAGCGUGAGAGAAAUUGCGAUCUGAAAUUAAAAAUUCCUGUUCAUUCUUUGAAGAACAAAAAGUACAAUAACAUUGGAAGAGAGGACCCAAUACAUACAUCAAUCGAUCAAUAUCAACGGACUAAGUCAGCGUCUGAUUGGUUUUCAUUUAUGUUCUAUUCGAAUGUAUAAUUGUGAAUCAAGGCCUUAAGCUGUUUCAAACAUUUUACUAGACUGACUAUUAGAAGAAAACAUCACAGUAAGAACAAGCCUUGACUCUAUUUGUCAGACUCAGAGUUAUGACUGGAGUUUCUGGUCGGAACGCGUUUUUAAAAGUUGUAUCUUUCAAUGUGAUUUUAUAAUCACACCACGUCGAAUCAAAUUUGUUGAAUUCGUAUCACUUCCUGUCGUUUGAUGGGGAGACAAGCUUAGAUGACAAGCCAUCAGUGUCGGAUUAAAUCCCCGUGGAUGAGGCGGGGCAGCCCGUCCGAGUAAUUUGGAUUAUUUCCACCUGUGUGUUUCUUUAUUCUGAAUAUAUCCAUUCAUUUCGUUGUUCCUGACGUCAAUUAUGUCUAUCUCAUUCGUUACUUUCUGGAUAUUAUUACCUGUUUAUCUACUGACCAGAGGAGCCAUGAGGUCAAAGGUCAACAGCUUCAUACUGCUCAUGUACAUCGUUUUGCCUUUCAGUUCACUUAUAGGUCAUGUAGCGUCACAAACUCCAACAUCGUCAAACAAAUUUCUCAAUCAGGAUACUGACCAAGGCGAUCUACUGGACCCUAUGAAAAAUAAUGGAGUCUAUACCGGUGAUGCCUCCUUAAACCUGAAUUUUGAAAUGAAGAACUUGACCAAGUACCGAGGUCAAGAUAUCAGGAUGACCUGUGAUAUCACAGGCAACCCCACUCCCAACUACUACUGGUUCCGGAAUAACGUCUCCCUGGCCAACUUUACUGACAGCAAGAGAUUUACCAUCCUUAGGGAGAGCUAUGGGUCAAGGUUGAAGAUUAUCAACGCCCAGGCAUCAGAUUCUGGGGUCUAUACCUGCAAGGCAUACAACAUUGAGGGUUCUAAAGAAACAAGUGCAGUAUUGACGGUCAUGAAUGCGUCACCUCCCCCGUCUGCCGGUGGAAAAGGCGGGAAUGACGACGACGAUGAUAUCGGUAUCACCAAGGACAAAGGAGACGGAGACUUCAAUGGACGAUAUGACAAGAACAGUUUGAGUGGUCACGUGGGCGAUGUGGACGACAACCGAAAGAACAGCGAGGGAUUUUGUCUCGUCUACCGAGGCUCGACGUGUUCCAGAUUUGUUGGCAACAUGAGCAUCUAUGUGAAGUCUGUCAAUGACUUGAGUGACCUGGAGGAAAGCAUGAUUGCUGCCUUUGCUUUGAUUGGCGGCGUGUCCCCGACCCAAAUGUCCAAAAAGUGUGAACCAUUCGGGAUCAAGUCGAUGUGCUACUUUGCCUUCCCUCUGUGUGACACCAAAACUAAAAGCCCGGCCAAGGCCCGACAGAUCUGCAGAGACGAGUGUGAGAGGCUGGAGUCGGACAUAUGUAAGGAUGAGUACCUCAUGGCCAAGAAAACAUCCGUUUUUACCGAUAAAAAAAUUCUACCGAUAUGUAACGAACUCAAAGAGUCAGGGACGGCUGAAGGUGACAACUGUAUCAGAAUUGGGGUCAACAGUGGUGUCAGAGAUUCUGGAAUGGAAGAAAACUGUUACACUGGAAACGGUAAAAACUAUCAAGGCCUAAUGAGCGUAUCAAACUCUGGCCUACUCUGCAACAAAUGGACAUCCACUAGCCACUCUGAAUUAGGUGAUCACAACUAUUGCAGAAAUCCAGGCUCUGGGUCCGAAGAUAAACCUUGGUGCUACACCUCCGCUGGCAAAGAGACAUGCAACAUACCAAUUUGUAAACACUCUCAGCACACUCAGGGCAUAGGUGAAGCCAGCGAGGACUCCAACAAGCUUAUGUACAUUCUUAUUCCAUCACUGACUGUACCUCUCGCCCUUGGUAUCCUGCUUGCACUCAUCUGUUUCUGUCAGAAGUCACACAUAACUAGAUCAUCAAGACCUAAUAAGCAGUCUCAGCCAGUGGAAAUGAGCCCACUCAAUCCCAAGGCUGUCAGUCGAGUUCGAGAAUUCCCUAUGCAAAAUAUUCGGUUUCUGCAAGAGCUUGGUGAAGGUGCCUUUGGCAAAGUGUACAAAGGAGAACUGGUUGGCUUGUACAGUGAAAGCUCUGUCAGCAAAGUUGCCGUUAAAACAUUGAAGGAAAACGCCCUUCCAAAAGUGCAAAACGAUUUCCGCCGUGAGAUUGAUUUAAUGGCGGAACUACGUCAUCCAAAUAUCGUCUGCCUGUUAGGUGUGUCAAUGAAGAAGGAGCCUAUGUGUAUGCUGUUUGAGUACAUGGCACUGGGAGACCUCCAUGAGUACCUGUUAUCACACUCACCACACUCAGAUGUCACGUCUGCUGAAGACGAUAGUGGGGCUGGAGCUGGACACAUCCUAGAAUAUGCUGAGAUGCUUCACAUCUCCACGCAAGUUUCUGCAGGGAUGGAAUACCUUGCCAGCCAUCACUUCGUUCAUCGUGAUCUUGCUGCCAGGAAUAUCUUGGUUGCUGAGGGUCUUAGUGUUAAGAUCUCUGACUUUGGUUUGUCCCGAGAUGUGUACUCCUCAGACUACUACCGGGUUCAAAGUAAAGCUUUGCUUCCUGUUAGAUGGAUGCCGCCAGAAGCAAUUUUAUAUGGUAAAUUUACAACUGACAGUGAUGUCUGGGCAUUUGGUGUUGUCCUAUGGGAGAUUUUCAGCUAUGGAUUACAGCCAUAUUAUGGGUUCUCUAAUCAGGAAGUCAUUGAGAUGAUCCGCUCCAGACAGAUACUGGCGUGUCCAGAAGAAUGCCCAGCCAGAAUCUAUGGCCUUAUGGUUGAGUGUUGGCAUGAAAUGCCAGGCAGACGGCCAGCAUUUAGGGAGAUACAUAAUCGACUUCGUUCAUGGCUGGUGGAAGUAACUGCAACAGCGCCAUGGACUCUGUCUCAGAGUCAGUCUGGUCACUCCAGCUCCACACAUCAGAGCAACCAGUCUCAGCCAUCUCACCACAGCAGUACUGGACCAAGCAACACCACAGCUGUCACUGGCCUGACUGGCAGCAGCAACACUUCAGAGCCUAGUCCUGGAGGGCAGAUACUGUACAAUCCUCAAUACAUGCCUUAUAACAAUCAUGGAACCCUUUCACCCCCUUUACCUUACAACAUUGUACCACAGCAGCAACAACAGCAACAUCAACAGCAGCAGCACCAAAUGCUACCUGCCAAUGGGGCCAACAGCAUGCACUUACAGCAGCAAUACAAGGUCAACUUAUACAAUGGGCAAACUGGCAACUACUAUGUCCAGUACCCUGGUGGCCAGCCAGCUGUGCUGAAUCUCCAAAGUGGCCAGAUUCAGGUUCCUAGGAACACUGCCCAAUCACCUGCACCAGCUGGAGGACCAAAUGGUGCUUCUACAAUUGGAAAUGCCCCAACUAAAGUAUCCCCUGCUGGCUCAGUUGCUAGCUCCAAGUCAUCUAACAGUGCCUCAUCUACCAACAACCUUGGAGUUGGUGUGGCACCAAGGCCAGGUAUGGUCCACGCUGGUCAGAACACCAACAAUUCUGCCAGCCAACCAAUGAACAGCAAUUACAAGCACCUGUAUAGUGGAGGCAAUUCAAACAUUUCAACCCAACCACCUGUCAGUAUUGCUGAGUGCAAUGUUUUUAACAAUUUCCCACCCAAUGGUUAUCAAGAUCAGCAGAGGACAUCCAAUAUCUAAAGACAAGUAGACACUCAAUUUUAGUUCUUUUUUUUAUCAGCAUAAGUUUGAUAUUUUAUUUACUUCAAUAGAAACCAAGAUGUGUUUGAAUUCAAAGAUGUGUCUGUUGCUAAUGCUACAAGUAAAAAAAAUAUAAUUUGAAUAUGUAUUCUAUUUAAAAUCUUAGUUACAUCAAAUGUGCUUCUCUUGAGCACAAAACCCUUAACACUUACCAUGGUGCCAAAAUAGUAAAUUUGAUCUAGUUUCAUAUUGAUGUUAACUCUUUCUCUCCUAACUAACAAUACCAGCGUUGAUUCCACCAGAAUGUGGUAAAUAAUUACGGAGAGAAAGAGUUAAUAAAGAAAUAAUUUCAUUAGCAAUUUUGCAAGAGAAAUUGAUCACUUUUUGAAAGCAGUACCAGUAGCUGCAUUUUUUUCUUGUGACUCUUCCAAUUUUUUUUCAUGCUGCUAAUUUUUUAAAUGUCUCCCAUGGUAUAAGAGUUGACACUUUUUUAGGUUUGUGAUUUUUCUGAGGUUUUUUUUUUUUUUGUUAUUAUUAUUAUUUUUAUUUUUCAAUCGUUUAAAUGACAUGAAUUCCUUAUAUUCUAGAAAAGGACAGGCCACUUUGACAAUUUUUUUUUCACCACUUGAUAAAUUUUCUAACAUUGUCAAUUUUCGUUACAAAUUUUUUUCACUAAAUGCAAUAGUUGCAUUUGCGUAUUACCAAUCAAGUCAUUCAGCAGUAGAAGAAACAAACAAGUACUUUCCUCUAAUAUGGUUGCCUGGUUGUAUCGUAUGCAGUCUGAACUUGCAUCAUGAUGGUCCCAUGUUAAACCCUGCCCACUGUCAUCCUCUACCAUCAUUCAGGAGGUUAGUUCUGUAAUACUGUUCAAUUCUGAAGGAACAUCUGAAACAUGUAUAUCAAACAAACAAUAUGAAAAACAACAGAGACAUAUUAAACACUUUUUUUUCUUUUAGGAUACAUAUUUUACAUGAGUCAAAAUUAUUUAGAUCAAUUAAUGACAUGUCAGAGACAACCAUGUGUAUAUAUAUAUAUGUGUCAUGUGCUCUAUUGGAAUCAUGUCAAAUGCUGCAAUAAACAUAUCAACUUUUCACAGUGCAUCACAAAAGUCAAGAAAAAAAAAACAUUAUCACUAUAUGGCCAAAAAAAAAAAGUACUGCUCUUAAUUCUUUGUAAGCCAUGAAUUUUUAUUUUCAAAAAAAAUGUUUAAACAUUCUAAUUUAGUGAGUUUCUAAUUUGUAUUAUUGGAAGAUCAGCAUUAAAUUACUGAAAAUAAUUAAGGGCUAAUUAUUAAACAUUCAAAUUUAAAUCUUUUAAAUUUUUUGCUGAAAAUGAAAAUAGUUUUACCUGGCCUCUUGUCUGUACUGCUUUUUGAUUUGAUUUUUUUGAUUUGAUUUCAAGUCAUUUCUUAUUAUAUGUAUUACUGACAAAGAUCUUUACAUUAAAUAUAGAACAGUGUGUAAGUCUGUUUUUAGACAAUCAAUUAGUUAAUUAUAUAAACUUGUUAAUAUUUGUACACUUUCAUUUUGUUUUGUUACUGUUGAAAUGUAAUAUACAACAAUCAUGAUUCAUUUUACCAUUUCUGUAAACAUUUUCUUUGUAUAUAAAAUUUCAAUUUAUUUCACACUGCUAGAAAUAUGAAAUGCUUAUAGACCUUUUGCUUUCCUAAGUAUUGAAAACUUGUUUUUUUUUUUUUUUUAAAGCUGCCAAUGACUGAAUGAGACUUUUGAGAAUUUAAAUUUUUUACUUUUAUAUCCCUAAAAGUUUUUGUAAAUGACAACUUUCUGUCAGAAUGUGUAGUAGUACAGAAGGUACUGCCCUCAUGAAGUCAAUUUAUGUAGUAUCUUGGUAUUAAUAGAUGCUUUUUGUUGUGUAAAAAUGAGAAAAUGUUUUUAGAAAGGAUUGUUUCUGAGUUAUUUUGAGAAACAUUGAUUGUUGACUAACUAUCUUAUUUUGAGUUGUUUAGUAUGUGUAGAAAAGAAAAUAGUUGCAGCAUUCGAAUGAAGUGAUAUCAUAAUAUUUAAAUGUAUGUGUAUAUAAUGCUGUGUGUGUGUGUGUGUAUGAACACAUAGUUCUUGCAUAUAGUUGUAUAUAAUUGCAAUGCUUGAUAUCAAGUCAAAAGCUAGUUCUUCAACCAUUAUUUUAUAAUUGUACAUGAACCACUUUUGUUUGUAUCUAUUUUAUGUGUAAGCAAAAUAUGUUUCUGAUUGGCAUAGCUACUGUUAUUUUCUUUAAAAUCAGGUAACUCAUCCUCUUUGGCUACAAUUUAGGCAACCAUUUUAAUCAUGGCUAACAAUCAAAUUGCAUCAUUUUGUUAUCAUUAGAGAAUUAGAUCUUUGAAAACUAAUGACAAAACAAGUUUUCGACACAGUUCAAAUGUUUUUAUGUUUUAACUCCAGCAUUUCUUUGAGAUUUUUGUAUUAUUAUUUUUUUUUUAUUUUAGAAAAUGUUAAGAGCAUUUCUGUUUUGCAAGUAGCUCAAACUAGUUUAUAACAUCAAUAUACUCACCCUGUUUAGCUAACUUUGUUUAAGCAUUUAAAUUGUGUUCAAAAGCAGGGCCGGCCUUAGACCAAUUGGACAGAUUGCUCCAAUUUGGGCACGGCGCAAUUUUCAUUUAGCAUAUCACUAUAAGUCAUGGCUUUUGUCAAAGGCUUUUUUCAAAGGUGUUUGAAGUUGUAGGAAUUUAAGGGUUAACCUUCUUAGUGUAUUCUAUGAAUGAUGUAACUUUAAUUAACCCACAGGCACCUAUUGCAUUUGAGCUGCUUCCUAUGCAUGUUGUAUAAUAAAUGUUUAUACAAUGAUCUAAUGAAUAGUAAUAGUUGUUAUUGUACAAAAUUUAGAAGAGGAGCCAUGCAAACAUCCAUUAAAUUGGGCCCCACAAUUUGUAAGGCCGGCCCUGUUCAAGAGACACGCUAGAAGACAGUAUUUCUGUGCCAUAAUUAAGACAUAUUACAGAUAUAUAAUUUUAGCACUGCUUCUUGUAGAAACCUGUGCUAAAUUCCCCCCUCGAAAUACAAUAAUUUGAAUUCUAAAAAUACUGUGUUCAGUGUCAGUGUUUGAAGCCUAUGCAUUUUUUUUUCUGUGAUUCUAGAUUUUUUAAUAUUUGAAUCUGUCAGUGAAAAAAGGUGUGUUUAUGUGUUUUUGUCAGGUGCUUGUAUGAUGUUUUAUAUAUAUUAAGGCCUGUGUGUGUGAGUAUUUGUCUGCCUCCAUACAAGUGCGAGCAAGAUAUAAAAACAAAAUGUCAGCCAAAUUUGGUAACUAUUUAUAUAAAUCUCGUCAAUGCCUACUUUUCUGUUCAUUAUUUUAAGAAUUACAUCACGAGCCCAAUUCACAUUGUUAUGAAAAAAAAAGUACUGUUGAUAUAAAUAUACAUUUGUUUCAUAAAUUAUUCUUUAAACUGUGAGCUUCCAAAUGAUCCCCAAAUCAUUAUCUCUAUAGAUACAGGAGACUUUUCAUUUAUUUAAUUUUUUUUUUUUAUUAUCACUCUGAAUAAAAGAUAACACAUAUUGAAGCAAUAACAUAUUCUUUGGCAAUAAUCUCUAGAAUGGUUAAGCUGUUAUAUUUUAUAAUAAAAAUACAAAUGAGAAGCACUACUACAUUUUUAACAUUUCAAUUGGAAACUAAGAAUAUAUAUAUUAAUAUUUUUUGUAUGUGUUGUACAUAAAUGAAUAUUCAAUGAUGCUUAGUAUACAGUAUCAUCAGAACUUCUCUCAUCUUUUUUCAUUUGUCCUUUUGUUUUAGUCCUGCUGUAUUUAUUUAUCUGUAUAGUCAUUAAAUAGCUUUAACUCCUUAACUAAUUUGCCAUUUACAAGCACUAUCUACAUUAUGAAGUUACAUAGAUAGUUAAUGGUAGCUAAUGAGUUAAACGAUGAAAUGAAUUCAUGCUGUCCAGGUUGAGCUGCCUUUGAUAUUGAAUGUGUGAUUUGUUUUUACUGCAUGUCCUUGUCAAUAUCUUUACUUUUUUUUUUUUGGUUACACAUGUAUUGUACAAAUUUAAUCAUCAACAAUAAACAAUGGACAUUGUCACUGAAAA
Biomphalaria glabrata is the source of this 8391-nucleotide messenger RNA. RefSeq names its product inactive tyrosine-protein kinase transmembrane receptor ROR1-like. Gene Ontology annotation, cellular component: signaling receptor complex; membrane. The transcript is spliced from 17 exons. The coding region runs from base 1131 to 4358 and encodes 1075 amino acids. Gene Ontology annotation, molecular function: protein binding; transmembrane receptor protein tyrosine kinase activity; ATP binding. NCBI's taxonomy places the organism in Eukaryota, Metazoa, Mollusca, Gastropoda, Planorbidae. The record is from RefSeq and is a predicted model, not a curated record. Gene Ontology annotation, biological process: positive regulation of kinase activity; cell surface receptor protein tyrosine kinase signaling pathway; protein phosphorylation.